UGGUGCUGAAUUGAGCUAAAGUUCUUAGUUUGAUUUCACUCUAACCAACAGCUGCCUUGCACAGCAAUGAGAUUCUGGCCUGACCUGAACAGCCAUGGCUUUGCAAGCGGCAGUGGAGUUCAAUGGCAAUGCGAAUUACAUGGCUGUGAAUGCUUUGUCGUCCAACUACGAUCCUUAUGUCGAGGUCUCCAACAGGACUUUCACUGUGCAAACUGACAACAAACGCCUCAAUUUAAUUGCUAACACAUUGGGGACAUUGCCCCGUGGCCAUAGAAAGCUUGCUUUGACCAGAUCCAGCUCUUUGGCAGAUAAUUCAGAUUCUGAAAAUAGAGUCGUGAUCCUCCACAAACAAGACAAUGAAUCUUUCGGAUUUGACAUUCAGACCUGUGGGUUGGGCCACAAAAACACAAAUGCACUGGAGAUGUGCACCUUCAUAUGCAAAGUACACGAUAACAGCCCAUCACAUCUUGCAGGGCUGAAGGCGGGUGAUAUACUAGUUAACAUCAGUGGAGUGGAUACUAAAGGAUUCAGACACAGAGACAUUGUAAACCUAGUCCGUUCGGCUGGCAAUUUUUUGAGGCUGGUGACUCUCAAUAGAGUUUCUGUCAAGAGACGUGAACUGGAAGCAAGAUUGCACAAUUUAAAGCAAACGCUUCAAGAUAAAUGGGUGGAGUACAGAUCACUUAUGCUACAGGAACAACGCCUAGUUCAUGGAUUGACGACGAGUAAUAGCGCAGCGAAAUCUCCAGGAUCUCGUCUCUAUAGCAGUGACUCUGUGUUCACCUCAGCCUUAAGGACCAAGGAGAGGUUCUCAAGUGACAGUAGCUGCAAGAGCCAGCUCAGCGUAUGCACUGAUGAUAGCGAGGAUGGAGAAUAUAACCUCUGUGUUUUUGACGACACGGCCAAUGAAAGCCCCAUCAGACGCAGCAGUGUGGAUGAGGAGUGCCUCUUCAACAGGGAAGACGACUUUUUCAAAUUGCCAAAAAGCCAACUGAGCAGGAGUCGGAGUGUCAGCAUGAGCAGCACGAGCAGUGGACCUGUGUCCCCAUCAUGGGACACACUCAGCUCCUGCGGGAUCCUUCCUCGAAAGUCUAAGAGCGUUAGGAAGCGUAUCAUGAAAUUCAUUCCGGGCUUAAACAGAGCAGUGGAAGAGGAUGAAAGUCGAUUUUAGUGUCGAGAUUUCAAUGCAAUCAAGUCAAUUCCUAACCUUAAGGAUCAAAGCGUAGUAUUAAGCCAUAGCAAGUCUAAUCUGAGCAUAAGACUAGAUUUGUGUGCGUCAGGGAAAUACCACAGAACCUCUUUGAGGAUCGAUGCAGGAUUUCAUUCCUCUUUUAUAUGACUUAAGAAUCCAUUUCCCUUAUUGUAAACAACAUUAUUGGGAACUAAAUGUUGAGGGUGGGGUACAUCAAGCAAUAAAUUCACAUGGCCUUUCAAAGCACUUCUAGGUUCCACUCACAGCGGCUCAUUUUGUAAAGCCACUGCCUUGAGUGAAACUGGGAAGCAUUGCAAUGCCCUAGGUUUGAACCUCAGGCUGUACUUGCAAAGCUAACAUCAAGCUAUAAGAAAGUCUACUCAGCUAUGUGCUGCUAUAAGUUUCCUAUUGUACUUGCUCGCUUCUGCUGACCCUCCUACUGUAGCACUCUCGCCUCGCAAGCGACAAAACCUGGGUUUGAUUCC
This is a messenger RNA of Callorhinchus milii (elephant shark), 1677 nucleotides long. Its product is annotated as cytohesin 1 interacting protein. Gene Ontology annotation, molecular function: protein binding. The record is from RefSeq and is a predicted model, not a curated record. The transcript has 8 exons. Lineage: Eukaryota; Metazoa; Chordata; Chondrichthyes; Chimaeriformes; Callorhinchidae. Bases 95 to 1171 code for a protein of 358 amino acids.